AGCCACACUUACUCUGCUGCCGCUAGGUUGUGUCAGUACAACUCUCUGGCGUCUUCUGCUGCCUGGGAUGUCAUUACAGAAGGAGCUAAAAACGGGAAGCUAGUUUAUGAAGCUUGCUAGUCAUAUUGAGUUAUUAUUUUGCAUGGAUAGGGGACACUUUACACGCCAAAAUAAAGUGUUUAGUUGGCUAAUGUUGUGCACUUUCUCCAGCUAGCUAUUAGCUAACGUUAGUGCCUAGGCGAUUAGAUAGCUAGCCAGUUAGCAGUAGAAAAUGUAUCUUUUGUAUACAAUUCUCGCUGCACUUUUGUCUUUCCUGGUAAUGAAAUGGAUGAAGCGCAGAAGGUAUUGCAUGGAUGUAAAAAGACUGGAUGGAAAAACUGUUCUUAUAACCGGAGGUAACUCUGGCAUCGGAAAAGAGACGGCUGUGGCUCUGGCCCUGCGAGGAGCCCGAGUCAUCAUCGCCUGCAGGGAUGAAGACCGAGCCAGGAAGGCUGUGCGGGAGAUCAAGAAUAGGAGCCACAACAUGAACGUGCUCUUCAUGGAGAUGGACCUGGCCAACAUGCGGUCCAUCCGAGAGUUCUGCAAGAACUUCCUGCAGAAGGAGAGGAGGCUGGAUAUUCUCAUCAAUAAUGCAGGUGUUCCCAGUGUCCUGGACUGGACCGAUGAUAAUUUUUCCAUGUGCUUUGGCGUAAAUCACCUGGGUCACUUUCUCCUGACCAAUCUUCUGCUGCCGCGACUUAAGGAGAGCACGCCGAGCCGUGUCAUCAACCUCACCUGCUCCAGCUACAAGUACCAGAGACUGAACUUCCAGGACCUUAACUACAACCUGUUCCCUUUCUUCACCUACUGCCGCAGCAAACUGGCAAAUAUCUACUUCACCCAGGAGCUGGCUCGCAUCAUGGAGGGCAAAGGCGUGACGGCCUACGCUGUACAUCCUGGUUAUGUGCAGAGUAACUGGACGUGCCACUAUUCGUUCCUGUACCAGCUGCUCAUGAAGGUGAUCAUGUUUAUGUUUUUCGUGCCGUGCGAGGCCGGGGCACAGACGGUUGUGCACUGUGCCGUAGCGGAUGAGGUCACGGCUCACAACGGGGGUUACUUCAGCGACUGCAGACCAGCCUCAUUAAAACCUUACGCCAAGGACAGUGGUGUGGCCAAAAAACUCUGGGAGGCUAGUGAGAGAUUGGUCAAACUUGCCUAAGAGCAACGUGAUUAUCUGUAUGUUGGAUUUUUUUUAAAUAAAUAGGAUUAUUUAUGAUGUAUGUGUGUAAUUUCACUUUUUUUCUUAAGUGUUCAACUACUGAUGUGACUCAUGUGAUGGCUGAUCUGCCUCUUGCUAAAAUAAACAGUUUAUUAAUGAGACA
Molecule: messenger RNA, 1361 nt
Organism: Pangasianodon hypophthalmus (striped catfish)
Lineage: Eukaryota; Metazoa; Chordata; Actinopteri; Siluriformes; Pangasiidae
Exons: 4
Coding region: 272-1198 (308 amino acids)
Source: RefSeq, a predicted model, not a curated record